UGUCGGUGAAGAUUCACUCUGCUGCACUUUACUCUCGCAAACAGUCAGACAUAGCCAGCUACUUCAUCUUCAACAAGACCAUCAUUUGAAUGGGGUUUAUGUGAAACAUUUCUUUUUAUAAAGGUUUCUUGAUUUUCCUCCAAAAUGCCCGAGUUCAUAUCAGUGGAUGAGUUUAUUACGGAGACUUUGGAGGACUACAGCUCUCCGACCACCUCUUCCUUCUGCGCCAAAAUGACAAGUUGCAGAAAUACCGCCAACAAUAUCGAGGAGGCCUUGGACUCUGACCGUACAAUAUUGCAGAAAAUGAAGAAAGCAGCCAAAGCAAAGAAUAUAUCUGGACAAGACCACAUAUCACAUUUGGAGUCAUACAUCAAUUCCAUGGAGAAGUUGGCUGUGAAUUUCCGCAGUAAUGGAGAACCGGAAGUGGCCUCUGCCUUUAAUAAAUUUGCAGAAUUCUCCAAAGAACUGCUGACGCCAAUGAAGUACUUGUUGAAGAGCAUGUUGCACAACAUCAACUUUUUCCUGGACUCGCUGGUAAAAGGAGAUCUAAAAGAGGUCAAAGGUGACCUGAAAAAACCAUUUGAAAAGGCAUGGAGGGAUUAUGAAAAUAAAUUUACUAAAAUUGAGAAGGAGAAGAGGGAGUUGGCAAAGCAGUAUGGUAUGGUGCGCACGGAGGUGAGCGGAGGAGAGAUUGCAGAAGAUAUGGAGAAAGAGCGCAGGAUGUUUCAGCUACAGAUGUGUGAAUAUCUCAUCAAAGUUAACGAAAUCAAGAGUAAGAAAGGAGUAGACCUGCUCCAGAACCUCAUCAAACACUAUCACUCUCAGUGCAAUUUCUUUCAGGAGUGUCUAGCUGCAACGGAAAAGCUCAAGCAGUACAUUGAUGCCCUGAUGGGACAGCUCAGUGCUAUCAAACACAAGCAGGACGAGGAGAAGAGACAGCUCUGUUCUCUCCGAGACCAGCUCAAACCAGCUCUGCAGCCCGAACUGAAAGAGGAUUCUGUAAGCAGGCAGACAGUAUACAGCUUGCAUCAGCUUCAAGGCAACAAGCAAUAUGGGACUGAGAAAUCAGGCUACCUCUACAAGAGAAGCGAUGGAUUAAGGAAGAUGUGGCAGAAGAGGAAGUGUACUGUGCAAAACUGCUAUCUUACCAUCGCUCAUGGAACUCCCAAUAAAGCACCAGCUAAACUGAACCUUCUCACCUGCCAAGUCAAACCCAGUCUGGAAGACAAGAAAUGCUUCGACCUCAUUUCACAUAAUCGCACAUACCAUUUUCUGGCUGAUGAUGAAUCUGAUUGUGUGGCGUGGAUAUCAGUGCUGACCAACAGUAAGCAGGAGGCUCUGAAUGUGGCUCUGGAUGAGCGGAGGACAAGUGGAGAGAACAGUGUGGAGGAUCUCACAAGAGCCAUUACUGAGGAUAUCCGUCGCAUGCCUGGCAACAACAUUUGCUGUGACUGCGGAGCACCAGAUCCAUCUUGGAUCUCUGUAAACCUGGGAAUACUGACGUGUAUAGAGUGCUCAGGUAUCCAUCGGGAGAUGGGUGUACACUAUUCACGUAUUCAGUCACUUUCUCUGGACAAACUGGCCACUUCGGAGUUGCUGUUGGCAAAAAACGUGGGGAAUUCAGGUUUUAAUGAAAUUGUGGAGGCCAAUCUCCCCAGUCCCUCUGUGAAGCCGUCAGCAGAGAGUGACAUGACAAUACGUAAGGACUUCAUACUCUCAAAGUAUACAGAGUGGCAGUUUGCUCACCGUAGUAGCAGCUCGCCAGAAACAAAGCGCAAAUAUCUGCAGGAUGCUGUGCGCAGUCGGGACGUUUUCAGCCUGUUACAACUAUUCGCUGAGAGGGUGGACCUUAGCCUGCCUCUGCCCUGCCCCCUACAGGAAAAGGGGGAAACUGCACUACACCUAGCCGUCCUAUUGGCUGACAGGACAUCAUUGCAUGUGGCUGACUUCCUGUUCCACAACUGUAAUAAUGUGGACGCGCAGACUUCGAAAGGGAACACGGCUUUGCAUUACUGUUGUCUACACAAUAAGACUGAGUGCCUUAAACUUCUGCUCAGAGCCAAGGCCAACACACAUAUCAAGAAUGACAUUGGAGAGACGGGGCUAGACAUGGCUCGCAGAUUGAAACAUACGCUGUGCGAGGAGCUGAUCCACCAAUCUCAAAACAACCAGUUCAACAUGCAUGUGCACGUGGAAUAUGAGUGGAGACUACGGCAGGAUGACCUUUAUGAAAGUGAUGAUGAGCUGGAUGACAAGCUCGGUCCGGUGAAGAAGGAGCGUAUAGGACGGGCGUUUAGCUUGUAUCACAGUAACUCCAUCUCUCAGGGUGGAGGAGGUGGUGCUGGAGGGGGGCUGUUCAAUGUGGGUCGGAGGCUGGCAAUGGCCCGGGGGGAAAACCGUAGGGAGGUGUAUGCCAGUCCCAGCUCUCAGACACGGAGUCUGGACAGUCCACCUCCACCACCCCCUUCAUCGCCUGCACCACCACUUCCACCCAGAGUCAGAGCUCCAAAUGUCCCUCCUCCCCCUCCUAUGAGCUCACCUGAUGACUUGACAUCCCAUGAAGUGAGCAGCAUUAAGAAACGAAACCCUCCCCCCCCCCUUAUCAUCCGUCACAAGCGCACCUACUCUGAGCCUGCCCCUCAGGUACCUCCCAGCCCCCACUCUACACGGCAAGGACAAACAGAUUAUGGUGUGCCUGCAGGUCAAAGAAGCUUCGGUGGUCCAGACUCUCCUUUCCAGAAGUGUGUCUCAGGGUCUCCCAAAUUCGGCGUGUCCACUCUAAACUCUUUAUCUGAGCUGCCAGAACGAGGAGGAUUUCAAGCGGAUGGGGAGAGCAGCUCGUCUUACUUCCUGUACCAUACACCACAGCCUAUCAGCAGUGCUGGGCGGCACACUCCGGCCCGCUCCCCAACCUCCCCACGCUCGUUCAGCCUGGAGGCUAACGGAAGCUCCUCUUCAUCUUGCUAUGCUGUACCUCAUCCACUGCCCAGAAAAACUCUGAUGAAGUUGAAGCUGAGGCGUGUUAAAGCCAUGUAUGACUGUGUGGCUGAUCAUCACGAUGAGCUCACCUUUAAUGAAGGCGAAGUUCUGGUGGUACUUAGGGAGGAAGAUGCUGAUUGGUGGCAUGGCUACAUCGAGGGACAGCCAGACAAAACUGGCUUAUUUCCAGCAUCGUUUGUCUCUUUGCUCUCUGAUUGAUGCUGACCAAAGGAACUGAAAUCAUAACACGGUCGACUAUACUGCCAAAACAUCCUGGGAAAAUCGGGUUUGAAGUCUACCCACAGAACCAGCGGUAAUGAAUAAUCAGCAUAACAAAGCAGCAGCCACCGGCCCUUCAAGAGGGAGAUUUGCAAUGUGGAACAAGUUGUGCUGUGCACAAAACUUUUCAUAGUUUGUGGUUGUUCAGGCCCCUCAAUCAUGAGAAUCAUGCCUCAUGCCAUCCUCUGAGGAUAUUAAUUAGACAGCCCAGCCAAACUGAACCAUCCCAGAGUCCUAUUUAUCAUGAAAUGUUGAAAUAAAAGACAGCAUGAGAAGCAUGCCAUCUGUGUUUAGUUCAACUGAAAUGUGAAUGAUCAUUUGUGAUCCACAGAAUUGUAUUGAGAAUAUUUUUUUCCUUUAAAUUGCAAUGCUAAGUUUGUGUAGUUAUUCAAAUAAGAAAUGGAUACAGUAAGAACGUCAAUAAAGCACAACUCUCUGCAACAGGGUUAAUUAGUAAAUGUCAUUUAUUUAGAAAACAAAUUAAGAAUGAAUGAAUGAAUUUUGUUCAGGGGCGUAGAUUCUGGGGGGAUGGGGGAAAGGUAACCCAAUAAUCAAGACUAGCCAGUACAAUGAAAUUGAAAUAAAUCUUAAAAAAAAAUGUUUUUAAAGAUAUAAAUAGGCAUUUAAAAUAGGCAUUUUUUUAGUGCAUGUCUUGGUCAUAUUUUACUCCAAAAAUAAAAUAAAAAAAUCAGAAACCAUAUUUUGUUUAAAGAAAAUUAAGCCUAUUUUUGAAGAAAAAAAUUAUUUAAUCUCUUCUCAUUAUUCUCAUUACUAUUAAACAUAUUUUUUUACUCUAUCACUGAA
Xyrauchen texanus (razorback sucker) is the source of this 4062-nucleotide messenger RNA. Its product is annotated as arf-GAP with SH3 domain, ANK repeat and PH domain-containing protein 2-like. Lineage: Eukaryota; Metazoa; Chordata; Actinopteri; Cypriniformes; Catostomidae. Gene Ontology annotation, cellular component: cytoplasm. The record is from RefSeq and is a predicted model, not a curated record. Gene Ontology annotation, molecular function: GTPase activator activity; protein binding. Gene Ontology annotation, biological process: positive regulation of GTPase activity.